Salmo salar (Atlantic salmon) is the source of this 2225-nucleotide messenger RNA. Its product is annotated as gremlin-2. Lineage: Eukaryota; Metazoa; Chordata; Actinopteri; Salmoniformes; Salmonidae. Gene Ontology annotation, biological process: animal organ morphogenesis. The record is from RefSeq and is a predicted model, not a curated record. Gene Ontology annotation, molecular function: receptor ligand activity; BMP binding.
UGUCUUAGUUCCAGUGGUCAGAAAUCAGAACCACACACAUAAUUGUCUUACUUCUGUAUGCCUAAACCAAAGGAAUGGGAAUGGCAAUUUCAAAGGGUCCUGUCGACGUAUGAGUAGGCAGGAGUAAGAAUGAUUUAUGGAUUAUGUGAUUUCACACACCCAAAGAGAGCUCUGUAUUGAAGGAUUUCCAGUGGCACUGGAACACCCCUAAUCAUUGAACCCACCUCAUGUUCAGGUGAGAAGAAAGGUGGAUAGAUGGAAAGAGAGAGAGCGAGAGAGAGAGAUGAGUAUGAAAGUGAGGUAGAGACGAAGGGUAAGCCAGAGAGGAAAUUGCGUGAAGGGGCGAUGGUGGGAGAGCAAGAGGGAUUUGGGGUAUCAGACUAAGAGAGGGAGUAAUAGAGGGAAGAAGGGAACCGGGAGGGAGAGAGCAAAAGACUGACAGGGGAUUUCAAGACUGGAGAGUCAGCAGUGAGAAUGUUUGUGGAAAGAGGAGGGGGGAUAAGUAUUGAGAAAAAGAGGUAGGGAAGGGAGAGAGGUGAGGCUUGGUUUGAUUCAUGUUGUGAUCAGAGCCAAUAGAAAGCCCCCGUCUAUGUCUAGGAGGAAGCAGAAGUGAGAGUCCAAACCCAGCAGGAGACAUACAGAGACGCACAGACCUACAGACACAGAACUAGGAUACACAGACAUAGAAACCCAUUGGCAUGGAAAGAAAGAUUACAGAGAAAGGAGAAAGAGAUAAUUACAUAUAUUAUUAGAUAAUAUAUAUUUGAGAUGGAUAUGAGAUAGACAUGGAUUAUUAAUAAACUCAAAAAUACAGACUCUGGAGAGAAACAGGACCACAGACCUUGGGAUACUCAACUGACAAUCCCACCUCAGCAACCACUGCUGUUCCCAUGGAAACCAACACCAGGAUUCACUCUCCAGGACUGAAUGUUUUGGAGAAUCACUCUUCCAGUCCUACUGGCUGGGGUACUCUGCGUAGCCACAGAAACAAGGAAGCCCCGCCCCCAAGGCUCCAUCCCCUCACCUUUCAAGACCAAAGGCAACCUGUCAGAUCGUCAGCGCCUGUUGCCGCGGAAACCCGAAGUCCUUUCGUCAAGUCGGGAGGCCCUGGUGGUCACCGAGCGCCGGUACCUCCGACGUGACUGGUGCAAGACGCAACCCCUCCGCCAGACGGUGAGCGAGGAGGGCUGCCGAAGUCGUACGGUGGUCAACCGCUUCUGCUACGGCCAGUGUAACUCCUUCUACAUCCCCCACCUCAUGGGCCCCAGCUCAAAUCGAGGGCCAGGGUCCAGCCGGAAAAACCACAACAAGGUCCAGGAGCCCUUCCAGUCCUGUUCCUUCUGCAGGCCGCACCGCUUUACCCAGCUUACUGUUCAGCUGGACUGUCCGGGCCUGCAACCUACCUUUCGCCAUCGCAAGGUACAACGUGUCAAACAGUGUCGCUGUAUGUCGGUGGACAUGACUGGUAACGGGAAACUGUGAGGAGUUCUUUGGAACCAUACCAUGACAGUCACCAUGGAUACUAAUGUGACAGUGAAAGUGAACAUUAACAUGAACAUGAAUAGCGUAGAUAUGACAGGGGACAAGGUAGUACUUCUCCCUUAUAUUGGAUUAUUCUGCAUAAUCACAUUGAUUGGUCACACAAAAUGAACCUGACAAGUACUGAUAGUACAGAGUGGCCCAGCUAUAAGACCGUUGACUAUAUGGACAGCUAUGGUGAAAACUACAAUGUGCAGACAUAAAUGGAUGGAUGCAUAGCACAACACCAACUGAAGCACAGACAUGCUUCAGUUCAACACAGUCAAUCAUAUGAAACAACUGGGUCCUUCGACUCUCUAUAAGCUCAUACAGGUUGUGAUAUUACCUUACCUAGGGCCAUGGACUGAUGGCCCCUUUCAUCUGGCUGUUGGCUCUAGAAGGAACAUACAUAUACAACCACAAACACAGCACCAAGUUCUAGACUGAAAGGGGAGCUCUUAAGCUGGCUGUGUCAUUUUUUACUGGGUUUACCUGGGGGAACUCUCCAGCCAAUAAUGCUACGGACUGAGAGAAAGCCCCCUAGCCUGUCUAAGUAUCUGCCUUUGGAUUCAAGAGCCGCCUGUGAAAUAAUUCAGACAAACAUCAAGCUAACCAGUAAAGAAAUGAUAUUAUUAUAUUAUGUAUAACUGUGGUACUAUAUAAGUGUAUGUCAAAAGAUAAGACACUAUAAAUAUAUAUACAAUCUA